Molecule: messenger RNA, 1077 nt
Organism: Pygocentrus nattereri (red-bellied piranha)
Lineage: Eukaryota; Metazoa; Chordata; Actinopteri; Characiformes; Serrasalmidae
Gene: cacng3a
Product: voltage-dependent calcium channel gamma-3 subunit
Exons: 4
Coding region: 1-1077 (358 amino acids)
Biological process (GO): postsynaptic neurotransmitter receptor diffusion trapping; transmission of nerve impulse; positive regulation of synaptic transmission, glutamatergic
Cellular component (GO): AMPA glutamate receptor complex; postsynaptic density membrane
Molecular function (GO): channel regulator activity; voltage-gated calcium channel activity
Source: RefSeq, a predicted model, not a curated record
AUGAAGGUAUGCAAUCGCGGAGUGCAAAUGCUGGUCACAACGGCAGGGGCAUUCGCAGCCUUCAGCCUCAUGACCAUUGCUGUGGGAACGGACUAUUGGCUCUACUCACCUGGGGUUUGUCGGACCAAGGGUUCCGGCGACAACGACACGAGCCGGAAGAACGAGGAGGUGCUCACUCAUUCCGGCCUUUGGCGGCAGUGCUGUAUGGAAGGCAUGUUUACAGGUGUUUGUAAAAACAUCGAUCACUUCCCAGAAGACGCCGACUAUGAACAGGAUGCGGCAGAGUACCUGCUCCGGGCUGUCCGUGCGUCCAGCCUCUUUCCCAUCAUGAGCGUGGGGCUGCUGUUCAUUGGCGGUGUGUGCGUAGCUGCCAGCGAAUUCUACAAGAGCCGCCACAACGUCAUCCUAAGCGCAGGGAUUUUUUUCGUCUCAGCUGGCCUCAGCAACAUAAUCGGCAUUAUCGUGUACAUCUCGUCCAACGCAGGCGACCCCAACCAGAGCGAGUCCAAGCGGAGCCACUGGUACGGCUGGAGCUUCUACUGUGGUGCGCUUUCUUUCAUCAUUGCUGAGACGGUGGGCGUUCUCACUGUACACCUCUUCAUCGACACGCACCGUGCCCUGCGUGCACGCUCCCACCGCCCGCUCCAGUCCCGCUCCCGCCAGUCCUCGUUGCAGCGCCGCUCCUCCAUGGGGUCCUUCCGCUCCCGUUCACGAGACCUGGCACUCUACCCACUGGCAGCCACUCCUCCAGUGCUCACGCGCAAUUCUCUCGUAUAUGGCCGUGGCAGCUUCGCACGCUUCCACCAUGUGGCUGUCACAGACGAGGGCCUGGCCUUGGGUGGUGUGGGUGCACGUGCUCUCCUACCCCAGAGCGCUGUUGCGCCGCUGGACAACGGUCUUCCUCCCACGCUGCUCGUGGCCACCCACAUGCAGAGCCCCGUGCAGGCAGAUGCUGGCCCUGACCAUUGCAAGCAGAACUCGAGCUGCCCGGUUGGUCAGAGCCCGCCAGAGUCAGUGAAGGAGCAUGCACUCUCACCUCCAAGCAGUGCAGCCACGAGGAGAACCACACCAGUGUGA